AUGGUAACCUGCACGAUAGGAUGCGCGCUCGCGCUUAGACACGCUUCCCCUUUCCAAGCACCUCUCCGCAUGCCAUGUGCGAACCCCAACGAAUCCGAUGACUCGUCCCCGUCCGUCUCUUGCCUUUUGCGCACCAAUCCUCCCCCCCCCUUUCUCCUCACUAGUAUCCGCGUGGGGAUCUGGGCGGGGGGGGGCGGGGGGAUCGCGGAGGCGAGGAUGGAGAGCAUCACGCACAUUCCCGACCGCAUGUGGGAAGGGAAGCGGGGAUGGGCACAAAGGGGGAUGGGCAGCGGAGGGGGUGCUGACAGUCGUGCUGUGCUGGCACCCGUGGCAGCACAGUCAGCACAGGCGGCAAAAGGCGCUGCUGCUGCAAUCUCCGCGCAUCCCUGUGUCCCUCACCCCCCCUUCACUCAGCCAUGCUCUCGUAUUGCCAUCCUCCCAUUGCCAUCCCCCCAUUGCCAUCCCCCCAUUGCCAUCCCCCUAUUGCCAUCCCCCCAUUGCCGUUCCCCCAUUGCCAUCCCCCCAUUGCCAUCCCCCCAUUGUCGUUCCCCCAUUGCCAUCCCCCCAUUGCCAUUCCCCCAUUGCCAUCCCCCCAUUGCCAUCCCCCCAUUGCCAUCCCCCCAUUGCCAUCCCCCCAUUGCCAUCCCCCCAUUGCCAUCCCCCCAUUGCCACCCCCCCAUUGCCAUCCGCUCAUAG
This is a messenger RNA of Closterium sp. Naga37s-1, 696 nucleotides long. NCBI's taxonomy places the organism in Eukaryota, Viridiplantae, Streptophyta, Zygnematophyceae, Desmidiales, Closteriaceae. The record is from the annotation of a GenBank genome assembly.